AUGGUUGUGCGAUUGAUUAAGCAAAGGUUUCAACUGGAAGCUUCAACCGGAAGAACAGAGGCUCGGCUGUAGGACUCAGGAGGACGAAAGAGACGAGCACAGCACUGUAGCUCAAGAGGAAAACGGUCCGGAAAUUUAGAUAAAUCAAGGACCCCAUUAAUAGAUAUUGGCAGCAAUAGCUCUGGUAUUAGCAUUUCUGUUAAAUGGGUUGGAAGGCUGCUGAAAAGCUGAUUAGGCAUUGGAAAAUUCUUAGAGGAGAUAAUGUGAUGAUUAUCAGAGGCAAGGAUAAAGGAGAAACUGGUUUAAUCAAGCGUGUCAUUCGCUCUCAAAAUCGUGUCAUUGUCGAGGGUAAAAACCUGGUGAAGAAACACAUUAAGCAAGGACAGGGCCAUGAAGGUGGAAUCUUUACAGUUGAAGCCCCCCUACACGUAUCAAAUGUUCAAGUUGUUGAUCCAGCAACAGGGAAGCCUUGUAAGGUUGGUAUCAGAUAUCUUGAAGAUGGUUCUAAAGUACGGGUAUCAAGAGGAAUUGGAGCCUCGGGAUCCAUAAUUCCUCGUCCAGAGAUCUUAAAGAUAAGGACUACUCCCAGACCUACAGUUGCUGGUCCCAAGGAUACUCCAAUGGAUGUGGUGCUGGAGAAAACUUAUGAUGCUAAAACAGGGAAGGGCAUGCCUGACCUUUAAAAGUUGCUUCUAUCCAAUUCCGAAGACAUGGUUCUACUAGGUUAGAAAAUAAUACAGAAUAUGAGGAUCCAUCUGUGUUGUAAUUGGCGGCAACUUGUUUUCCAUUUCCUUGUUUGUUAUUUGUUUACCAUUUUUGAGAUUAUUGUUCAUUCAUGCUUUUGAAAGGACGAGGACGACUGCGAAUCACAUGAAGCUUUAUGACACAACAUGAUUUUCUACUCAA
Molecule: messenger RNA, 906 nt
Organism: Momordica charantia (bitter melon)
Lineage: Eukaryota; Viridiplantae; Streptophyta; Magnoliopsida; Cucurbitales; Cucurbitaceae
Product: KOW domain-containing protein
Biological process (GO): translation
Cellular component (GO): ribosome
Molecular function (GO): RNA binding; structural constituent of ribosome
Source: RefSeq, a predicted model, not a curated record